AUGCACGUGGAAGAAUCUGUGGAGAAACAGGAUGAUCUCGGGCAAAAUCGACUUCGGGUUGUGGUACAAGGUGAGGGCCAGGUGGACACGAACCUCGUUGUGAUCGAAGCCAAAAGCCCGGGUGAGGCGGAAGCGAAAGCCCAGCCACCGGGAUAUAUGGGCAUGGUCAGGAAGGCAAGGAUGAGAAUGGAGAAGAAGAGUCGGGUUGUAUACGACGUUGCGACAAAUUCUUUCGUCUUCAACUACUAUCACUUGAAUGACGAGGGGAGUGGACGAAGCACACGCUGUCCCUGGGUACCAACCCGGAUCGGACAUGAUAUUCCGCUUAUUAUUAAGGCGAUGACUGAUGCGUCCCUACUCUCUCCCUACCACUCGCAGAGAAGCUCGCGGCUGGCCCCGGUGAAGUCAAGCAUGAAUGUAGAGCACAGGCAGUCCCGGACUGCAGACACGAUGAACAUCGACGAGAAGGAGGGAUAUGGAAGGGAUAGUAUUAGAUAGAUAGAGAUCUUGCUUAUAUCUCUCUAUCAUCUUGAUGUAGCGAACGAAGAGUACACCGCAU
Messenger RNA from Aspergillus wentii DTO 134E9, 559 nucleotides. RefSeq lists its product as uncharacterized. Lineage: Eukaryota; Fungi; Ascomycota; Eurotiomycetes; Eurotiales; Aspergillaceae. Bases 1 to 498 code for a protein of 165 amino acids. The record is from RefSeq and is a predicted model, not a curated record. The transcript is spliced from 3 exons.